Molecule: messenger RNA, 2404 nt
Organism: Sus scrofa (pig)
Lineage: Eukaryota; Metazoa; Chordata; Mammalia; Artiodactyla; Suidae
Gene: CITED2
Product: Cbp/p300 interacting transactivator with Glu/Asp rich carboxy-terminal domain 2
Biological process (GO): regulation of DNA-templated transcription; sex determination; left/right pattern formation
Cellular component (GO): nucleus
Molecular function (GO): transcription coactivator activity
Source: RefSeq, a predicted model, not a curated record
CAAAGCCCUAAGAAACACAGCUCAUUGUUGGCAGCUGCCGGGCGGUCUAGCGAUCUAGCGAGCUGUGAGGCAGCAGAGGGGAAAUAAAAGGGAACGGCUCCGGUCCUGCCCCAGCAGCCGCUGCAAGACCUCGGCGCAGACUUCGAGACAGCGAGCGCCUUGCACACCGGAAAGGCCACCUCUAUGUGCUGCUGAGCCGGUCCUGGACCCAACGAUCCCGCCCUCGGUCUUCAGAGCAGAAAUCGCAAGGACGGAAGGACUGGAAAUGGCAGACCAUAUGAUGGCCAUGAACCACGGGCGCUUCCCCGACGGCACCAAUGGGCUGCACCACCACCCUGCCCACCGCAUGGGUAUGGGGCAGUUCCCAAGCCCCCAUCACCACCAGCAGCAGCAGCCCCAACACACCUUUAACGCCCUAAUGGGCGAGCACAUACACUACGGCGCGGGCAACAUGAAUGCCACAAGCGGCAUCAGGCACGCGAUGGGGCCGGGGACUGUGAACGGAGGGCACCCCCCGAGCGCGCUGGCCCCCGCGGCCAGGUUUAACAACUCCCAGUUCAUGGCCCCCCCCGUGGCCAGUCAGGGAGGCUCCCUGCCGGCCAGCAUGCAGCUGCAGAAGCUCAACAACCAGUAUUUCAACCAUCACCCCUACCCCCACAACCACUACAUGCCGGAUUUGCACCCUGCUGCAGGCCACCAGAUGAACGGGACAAACCAGCACUUCCGAGAUUGCAACCCCAAGCACAGCAGCGGCAGCAGCACCCCCGGCGGCUCCGGCGGCAGCAGCACCCCCGGCGGCUCCGCGGGCACUUCUGGCGGCGGCGCGGGCAGCAGCAAUAGCGGCGGCGGCAGCGGCAGCGGCAGCAGCAGCAACAUGCCCGCCUCUGUGGCCCACGUCCCUGCUGCAAUGCUGCCGCCCAAUGUCAUAGACACUGAUUUCAUCGACGAGGAAGUGCUUAUGUCCUUAGUGAUAGAAAUGGGUUUGGACCGCAUCAAGGAGCUGCCUGAACUCUGGCUGGGGCAAAACGAGUUUGAUUUUAUGACGGACUUCGUGUGCAAACAGCAGCCCAGUAGAGUAAGCUGUUGACUCGAUCAAAAUCUCGGAGAAAGAAAUCAAAUCCCCCAACUUCUUCGGCGUGAAUUAAAAAACAUUCCCUUAGACACAGUAUCUCACUUUUCAGAUCGUGAAAGGUUUGAGAACUUGGAAACAAAGUAAACUAUAAACUUGUACAAAUUGGUUUUAAAAAUUGCUGCCACUUUUUUUUUUUUUCUGUUUUCGUUUCGUUUUUGUAGCCUUGACACUCACCUCCCUUAUGUAGUUGAAAUAUCUAGCUAACUUGGUCUUUUUUGUUGUUUGUUUUUACUCCUUAUUUCCUCACUUUCUCCAGUGCUGAACUGUUAGAUAUUAAUCUUGGCAAACUGCUUAAUCUUGUGGAUUUUGUAGAUGGUUUCAAAUGACUGAACUGUAUUCAGAUUUAUGAGGGAAAGGAAAAAUUGCAUUAGUUGGUUGCAUGAACUUUGAAGGGCAGAUAUUACUGCACAAACUCUGCCAUCUCACUUCAUUUUUUUAACUAUGCAUUUGAGUACAGACGAAUUUUUUAAAAUAUGCUAAACUGGAAGAUUAAACAGAUGUGGGCCAAACCGUUCUGAAUCAGGAAAAGUCAUACUGUUCACUUUCAAGGUGGCUGUCCCCCUCCCCCAUAUGUACAGACAAUAAUAGGGUGUGGAAUGUCGUCAGUGGCAAACAUUUCACAAAUUUUUAUUUUGUUUCUGUCUUCAACAUUUUUGACACUGUGCUAAUAGUUAUAUUCAGUACAUGAAAAGAUACUACUGUGUUGAAAGCUUUUUAGGAAAUUUUGACAGUAUUUUUGUACAAAACAUUUUUUUGAAAAAAUACUUGUUAAUUUAUUCUAUUUUAAUUUGCCAAUGUCAAUAAAAAGUUAAGAAAUACUUGUUUUCUAGAAGUCAUUUGGGGGUGGUUAUUCCCUUUGGUGGCUUUCUUUUUUUCUCUUUAAGUUGAACACUUUAUUGAUGAGAGUAAGCAUUCCAAAGGAUAAAUUACAGGACACUAAAACAGGUCAUGAUGAGCUUAAAGCGGAGAGCAGGAUUUAACAUAAUUGGCAUAAUGCUUCAUUGUUAUCACUGUAACAUGCCUCUUGGUGUGGUUUAAUCAAAAGCUGCAAAGUUGUUAGAGCUUUUUUUCUUCCCCUGAAUUGUCAUCAUAAGUGUACUCCAGAGUUAGGCAGGUUUGUAAUACUAAAUGUUAUAAAUAUUUUUUCACAGAGAGGGAGGGGGGAAAGACAAGUAUUUCUGGUUAUACCUGAUUCAACUACUUAACUGGAGGUAGACUGGAAUAAAAUACUGGGAGAGUGAUGAGGAUGUAUUAAAUACAAAUCUGCCUUUA